Molecule: messenger RNA, 1806 nt
Organism: Diaporthe amygdali
Lineage: Eukaryota; Fungi; Ascomycota; Sordariomycetes; Diaporthales; Diaporthaceae
Exons: 2
Coding region: 1-1806 (601 amino acids)
Source: RefSeq, a predicted model, not a curated record
AUGCAAGAAGAAGAGGAUUGUUGUCCGGUUUGCCAGGGCAUUGUCAGAAGGUUUUGGAUCAAGGAUGCCGUCCAGGGUUGCACCAGCUGCCAGAUCUUCGCUGGAACCCUUCGUCAUUUUUAUCCACCGGACGGUCCCCCGGGGAAGGUGGUUCUCUUGCCAAACUACUCUGGAGAUCAACUACCCUGCGUUCAGAUCAAUGACGCUGACGAGGACUGUACUCCUCCGACUCGUAUUGUAUUCUAUGUCACACGUGAAGAGGAUGUCCAGUCCGUCGCAUCGAACGUAGGAGAUUUCUUCGGCAGCUUGGCUGUGCGCCGGGAUAUCGAGGAGUUGCCCUCCGGUCAGCCCAGUGUUGACCAGAUAAUCACCUGGAACCACCGCUGCCGCGAGUCUCAUCCCAAGUGUCAACGAGAGACGCCACUCUUACCGACCCGGGUGAUUGAAGUUAGCACGAAAGACGGGCAUUGUCGUCUGUAUGAAUCACAUGGCGAGCACGCAGACUACACUGCGCUUUCUCAUUGUUGGGGUAAAAUCACCAUCCUGAGGACCCUCAAGAGCAAUAUCGAGGCUCAUACCAACUGCAUUAAGCUUGAAACAUUGCCCAAGACAUUCCAAGAUGCCAUCAAAAUCACUCGCAUUAUAGGUGUUCGGUACUUAUGGAUUGACUCCUUAUGCAUCGUCCAAGACAGCGCGGAUGACUGGGCGAGGGAGUCGGCCACGAUGGCCUCAAUCUACCGAAACGCGUAUCUGACGCUGGCGGCAACGGCUGCUAAUGACGGUUCGGAAGGCUUGUUCAAGCCCCGCCAAGUUGACACGUACUUGCACGCGCUGAGCAGCACCCAAAAUGCAUUGGAUGGCGUGUAUAUUCGGGCCAGAAGGCAGCGGAGACAUGACUGUCUCCGCCAGCUGGACGAUCCAUCGUAUCACUUGGGGUCUAACCCAUUGAUGACACGUGCUUGGUGUUUCCAGGAGCGUAUGUUGUCGUCAAGAAUCCUCCACUUCGCAGACGACGAAAUGGUCUGGCAAUGUCAGGAGGGUAGGAGCUGCGAGUGUGGCGUAUGCAAGGACUACCCACUCGAUGAGCCGAGCAAAGUGACUGGCAGCGAUACCACCGCUCAGGAAAGAAAGUCCCAGGCCCUCGAGAUGGAGCAUUCUUGGCAUAAGAAGAUUCGCGACUACACAUCUUUGGAUAUCACAAUGGACACUGACCGCCUGCCGGCGUUCUCCGGAAUAGCGAGCACUCUGGUAGCUGCUAAUGAGUAUAUGGCAGGCAUUCGGCAAAGCCGCGCGCUCGACGAUUUGCUGUGGUCUUCAUCCGCUGAACCACCGCCACGCAGGCCCGACACCUAUCUUGCUCCUUCAUGGUCCUGGGCCUCGGUCAUGGGCCAGAUUAAGAACGGUCCACCGAGUGAUGAUAAGACUAAUUUGGCGCAAAUCGAGAGUAUAUCAACAAUCAAAUCAACCGUGGAUGAAUUCGGGCGCGUCAAGGCGGGCGAGUUGAAGAUUUCAGGAAUAUAUCUCAAAGCACUGGUGAAGCAGAGAGAUGAGAAUGACAUCAUGAAUCCAUCGACGUUUUCGCGGUCCUGGUUGAGAGUAGAGAUACCAGAUCUGCAACUACUCAUCAAAGUAUGGAACACGGUACCGUCCCUCGAUACCAUCGAGGAUGCUCGUGAAAUGAUCGGCCAGUCUCACAGCAAAGCAUCUGAGCCAUCGCCCAUCAAACCUGCCAAUACCAUUUACAUUGGCGUUCAGCCGAGUAGCUUUGACACUCCUCUUCUUUAUCAAAGGGCAGGCAACGUCUAA